Molecule: messenger RNA, 1488 nt
Organism: Drepanopeziza brunnea f. sp. 'multigermtubi' MB_m1
Lineage: Eukaryota; Fungi; Ascomycota; Leotiomycetes; Helotiales; Drepanopezizaceae
Molecular function (GO): FAD binding
Source: RefSeq, a predicted model, not a curated record
AUGGCCACCCUGGCUGCCGCAGCUUGUUCUAGCAACGCAGAGGUAUUUGCCAGCUCGAAAACAUGCUGUAACGCCCUAAGGGAGGAAGGCAGUCCGUCAAACACAUUUUACCCAGACCAGCCGGGCUACAAUGCGUCCAUGGAAGGGUUCUGGUCGCUCCAGACAACCUUUGACACCCCCUCGUGCAUCGUCAAGCCGAGGUCUUCGCAGGAAGUCGCGACCACGGUGCAGCUAUUUGCCAGGCUCUCUUGCAAGUUUUCGAUCAAAGGAGGGGGCCACACGCCAUGGGCGGGAGCCGCGUCCAUCAGCGACGGGGUGACUAUCGACAUGACCGACAUGAGUGAUGUAGCGCUUAAUGCUAACAAAACUGUUGCUCGAAUCGGCGCCGGCGCCCGCUUCGGCAAAGUCUACCGGGCCCUCGAGGAACAGGGCAUGAUGGUCGCAGCAGGACGUGAUGCAAAUGUUGGGUUUGGAGGCCUCGUCCUUGGUGGCGGAUUCUCCUGGUUCACCUCGACCAUGGGGCUCGUGGCAGACGGACUAGUGAACAUCGAGCUCGUCACUGGAGACGGGAAGAUCAUCAACGCCAACGCCUCCUCCAAUGCAGACCUGUUCCAAGGACUGAAGGGCGGCGGGAACAACUUUGGUGUUGUGACUCGCUACGACUUGAAGGCCUUUGAAUUCUCCGAGAUGUGGGGUGGCCUCAGAAUCUACCCAAACACCACGCAAGACCAGCAGAUUGACGCCUUUGUCAACUUCACAAACAAUCUCCAGACCGAUACGAAUGCCAACAUAAUCAACUUCUCCGCGUACAGCGCUGCCUCCGGACUCCACCUCAACUGGAACUUCAUGCACUACACGAAGCCCAUAGUGGACCCCCCUAUCUACGCCGAGUUCGAUAGGAUUCCGGGUAAGCUCACCGAUUCGACCCGGAUUGCCACAGUUUCCAAUCUCACCGCGGAGCUGGGCACCAGUGAGCAAAGAGCCAGGAACCUCUUUCUGACCCUCAGCUUCGCCAACGAUGCGGCGAUGUACAAGUCGGCAGUUGACAUUUCCAACUCUUACCUGAACGAUUUCUUGGACACGCCUGGCCUUCUCUGGGUUCAGCUCUUCCAGCCUAUAAACACGAUCAUCAGCAAAGCCUCUGUCGCUAAUGGUGGUAACAUUAUGGGAGUCGAUCGCAACAAGGACAACAUCAUCAUGUACCAGCUCUUCUUAACCUGGGACAACGACAGCGAUGACGAAGACCUCAUCAACGCCGCGUACGCCAGCAUCGAGGCGAUCAAAGCCAAGACCGUCGCCACCGGCACCGACAACCCCUUCAUCUAUCUCAACUACGCCGGCAAGUUCCAGGACCCGCUCGGCGGCUAUGGCAAGGCCAACGUCGCGAAGCUCGCCCAGUUGUCCGCCAAGUACGACCCGAAUGGCGUCUUCCAGAGGCUGGUGCCGGGCGGGUUCAAAAUCGCCAAUGCGAAUCCUACCACGCCGUAG